AUGUCUAUUAUUGUCCCCUUCGGGGUGACAUACGAAAAAAUUGGAACGAUACAGAGAAGAUUAGCAUGGCCCCUGCACAAGGAUGACACGCUUUCCCGGAGUGGUAGACCUACGGGUCUCAAUAUUUAUUUUGGUUUUUACUUUCACCUUCAAUAA
Molecule: messenger RNA, 156 nt
Organism: Laetiporus sulphureus 93-53
Lineage: Eukaryota; Fungi; Basidiomycota; Agaricomycetes; Polyporales; Laetiporaceae
Exons: 1
Coding region: 1-156 (51 amino acids)
Source: RefSeq, a predicted model, not a curated record